Danio rerio (zebrafish) is the source of this 4100-nucleotide messenger RNA. Lineage: Eukaryota; Metazoa; Chordata; Actinopteri; Cypriniformes; Danionidae. The record is from RefSeq and is a predicted model, not a curated record.
CAGAAUUCUGGACUAGUGUUCAUAAAUGGCUUGAGACCACACUAGGUGCACGCGCUCUCUCAUUUCCCGCGCUUUCUUCUCAUACUCUUGACUUUUUUGUCAAACUUGUCAAAAUGUUUACUUCGAGCGUGCCCGAAAGACGCUGACCGUAUCGAUUUGACGCGGACAUACAUAAUGAGUUUGACUUCAAAUCUUGACAGCUUGGCAGCCGCUGGUCGAAGAGAGCUGACGUAAGCGACUGAGCUGGAGACGCGACGCUAACCGUCCACACAGACCAGGUAUCUUAUUAGCUCUGUAGAGGUGAAGGAUGGGCCGUAAACUGGAUCUCUCUGGCCUGACGGAUGUGGAGGCUGAGCAUGUGAUGCAGGUGGUGCAACGGGACAUGCAGCUGCGCAAGACGGAGGAGACACGGCUUUUUGAGAUGAAGAAGGCGCUGGUCGAGGAGGGCAGUCGGUCUGUUUUACUGUCGCGGCAGCACAGGUUUAAUGAGCGCUGCUGCAUCCGCUGCUGUUCUCCAUUCACCUUCCUGCUCAAUACCAAGCGUUCCUGCCUGGACUGCAGCUAUAACAUCUGCAAAAGCUGCUGCACCUACAGUAAGAAGGACAAAGCCUGGCUGUGCUCCUCCUGCCAGAAGACCAGGCUACUGAAGACCCAGUCGCUGGAGUGGUUCUACAAUAAUGUGAGAAGGCGUUUUAAAAGGUUUGGCAGUGCCAAAGUGUUAAAGAACCUCUACAGGAGGCAUGCGGCUGAGCGUGGAGGACUAGCAGAGCUUACAGAGGGCAGUGCGUAUGAGGAGAGUGUCUGCAAUGAGAGUAGCGUCUAUGAGAGCGACAGCACAUUCUACAAACAAAUCGAAGAGCACAGCAUGGCUGAGACUAUUAGUGUGGCACUGCGGGUGGCAGAAGAGGCCAUAGAUGAGGCCAUUGCUCAGGCUGAAAGCCAGACUGACAAUCAAGAGAAGCAGAAUGAAGCUCAAUAUCUGCGGCAGAACAGAGGAGAGCUAAUAGAAGAAUUGGCCAAAACUAUAGUGGAGAAAAUUGUCCGGCGGAAGAGGGAUCUGUCUGAGAUAGAAUCUGGAUGUAAUGUGGAGCAGAACCGGGAUGAGAUUUCUCCAGAUCAAAUCCAAAAGGCCUUCGAUGCUGCUCUCUGGAGGUCUCGCUCAGCUUUCUGCCUCCUGACUGAUGAAAAAACAGAUCAUCACAGUAACACCGGGUCAAGGCCUUCAUCAUCUAAAAGCCAUGCUCUGGAAAUGACAGAAACAUUGCCUGUCCAAGCCAUGCCAAGCUGGAGGAGUGUCGACCGACUGGACAAUUCAAUGUUACAGAGUCCUGAUGGGAACUGGAUUGCAUAUCAGAGCAAUCUGCUCUCUCGACCAAGUCUUUUAACCAAGCGCAAGAGUCUGGUGUACAGUGUUUUAGAAAAGGAGUCUGGUGUGGUGUCAGCUUAUGAUGACAUGGGUUCAGAAACAGAGCCUGAAGCUAAUGGGGUCUGGGGCGCUGCACUGGUUGAGCUUCAACUUAAAAUGUCUGCCAGCAAACAGCUGACUUGCCCAGAAUCCUACAGCCGGCAAGCAACCUUACCUUUGCAUGCACAAGCACAAUGUUUUACUGAGAACAAUAUUGACACUGAAAACUCCUCAGGACCGGAUGGGCCGAUGUCUCAAAAAACUCUGCUGCCCUUUCUGAAGAGAAAAGUACCACUGGAACACAGACGACCCGCAUCAAUACGCCGGCCAAACGUCUUGGAUGUGAAUUUCAACCCAGAAGGAGCUGAAAGCAGUGAGGAUGGACUAGAGGACAGCAGAGUCAAGAGGUCACGGCGGCGGAGGAAAAACAAGAGAGAGGACGCAGAGUGGAAAGGACAGUCAGGACUGCCUUUGGCUGAACCGGAUUCCAGUACCCUACCCUCAGAUGCUCAGCCAAAAAGAUGGUAUAUGAAACAAGACUCAGCCGACACUUCAGACACUGCUACCCCUGACAUCCUGAGCUCUGGAGCCACAACCCCUGAUCCCUUUGGACCUGAUCUCAAUGCUUAUGGAUCUUUAGAUCAGGAGUUGACUUCCAAACUGAAAGAACUAACCAGUCAAGUCCGAGAAACACAACUCUCCUCUACUGAGGAUGAACUGGACAGGAUGGAGUUUCGAAUGUGGAGUGAAAAAGAUAAAGCAAAGUCAAAAGUGGGAGAGGAAGUUAUGGAGGACACUUUCUUGAAGGUUGCAAAAGAAACAUCAGGUGAAACGGAAUCUACAAAUCCAGGGAGAUAUAUUGAGAUAUUGAAUGAAGAUGAUCUGACCAUCAGACUGAGAGAACUGACCAGUGAGGUCACCGAGACUCAACUUUCCUCCACUGAAGAUGAACUAGAUAGAUUUGAGUGUCAAACUAAAACCAAAUGCCUAAAUCAAUCAAUGAGAACAGAGACAGUAGAGGUAGAUGACAGGGCAGAUGGAGAAAGAUUCAAAACACAUGACAAUAAACCCCACAACCAUGUAGAGAAGAUGGUUGAAAAAGCAGAAAAAGAGCGAUCAGAGAAAAGGGACCAUGUGGCAAAUCAGGACAGUAGUGAGCAUAAUAACACAGAUGAGACUCAAAUAAACUCUGGGAGACAACAACAAACAGUUGUGGAUGCAGAUGCACAAAAUGAGAGAGCCAGCAAAAUAAUUAAGCAGACAAAGAACAAAAGAGAAGUCGAGACUAAAGGAAGAGAAGCAGAAAUAAGUGAUGUGGUUGAAGGUCAGCAGAGCCGAGCCGAGAAUACAGAUCUGGCUCUCAAUAGAUUUGUAAGUGAAGAUGGAAAUAUGGAAUUUGAUCGGAUCAUCGAUACUGUAGUGAAAGCUUUGGGUGACAUGGAAGAACACAUAGAGGCUUACACUAGUGAGGGGGUAUUUUUAGACAGAAUGGGAAGUGAGGCAGAGGAACCAGAGAUGAUGGAUGAGGGGGAGAAAGUAACAGAACAGAAAACCGAUGACAAGGCAACAUUUGUGGGAUGCGUUGUUAGUGGGAACCUGAUGGAUGAACAGGAAAAAGAAAUUAAUGAAGAGGCCAAAACACAUGAAGUUCUGACACUAAAAAGCAGCAGUGGAUUUACUGAGGACACUGAAGACAAGCAAUGCAUCACAUCAUUAGAAGAUAGAGUUCAAGAGAAAGAUGGCAACAGGCAAAGUGAAGAAAAAGAGGAGCAGAAGCAACUGAUAACAUCGCACAGCACCUCCUCUUUUCAGGAGUAUCUGACACCGGAUGAGAUUUACAAGGGUGCACAUGUGCUGGACAUAGAGAAAAAUCUACAUUUUAUCUCCAAUAUACUACACCAGAAAUACUCCGCCUCAUCACUGCGCAGCAUCACCACAGAAGUGCUGAAAGUCUUAAACGCCACCGAAGAUCUGAUUCACGGCUCUAUGGAAGAAGAACAGCCCAAAGUAGAUCACAGUGACCUCUCCAGCAUUCCCCCCGCUGAGGCCAGAAGACUGGACGAGCAGCUCAGCAGACUAGAAGAGAACGUGUAUGUGGCGGCAGGUACAGUGUUCGGGCUGGAAGCUGAGCUGGGGGAUCUUGAGGAGUGUGCGCGCGGCAUUAGCGGAUCCAGCACUGAACUUGAGCUGGCUCAUCUGGAGGAUCAGGUGGCCUCAGCAGCAGCUCAGGUGCAGCAGGCUGAGCUCCAGGUUUUAGACAUUUCCUCAAGAAUUGCCGCUUUGAAAAAUGCAGGUUUGAAUGUAACUCCACAGACCAAAUUCAUCAAGUCCAAGACUGCAAAAAUCAAGACACAAACCAUCGGCUCAUCUCGAAGACUGCGGCGGCGACUACCAGCUCCUCCAAAACAAGAUAAAGACACAUAGAGAGUAUAAUGGAAGCAAGUAUUACCACAUGGUUAAACAACUACAAAGCCACUGAUCACAUGUGCCUUCAAGCUGAUGGCUCAAUGCAGAUGUUUUCUGAACUCAAGCACGGGUUGGAAAGACUGAAAUGGAUUGAUGUCACUCUUACAAUGAAGCCAUGGAUCAGGUCGCUGUAGUACCUCUCUCUCUCUCUCUUAAUAAUUCUGUCUGAAUUACUUAGAAAUAUUCAUGAAAAUGCUAUAAAAUUACACAAUAAUGUUUGGAAAUUUGA